CAGAUGGCUCUGUCUUGUUAUGUUGCUGUCAAAAAGUUGCCAGCCACGAAAGAAUAAGAGAAAUCAACAGGUUAACGCGUGAUUAAGUGAAAACACACAUUUUUAUAAGCCGGUUUCAAAUGUUCUUGUUAUGUGUGUUCCUAACACUAUUUUCUCUUCAUGUUUUAUAAAUCUCUAUUGCGGGCGUCCUACUUAAAUUUCCAACUCACUCACAGUAGCCAAAUUGACACAGUCGAAGAUUUUAUUUUGUCUUGAAAAGACGCCCCCUUAAUUGUUGCCAUCAAGUUUACUUUAUAAAAAAGUGCUACCUUAAAACCAUGUUAACCACAAUUAUAGCCACAUCAGGAUAUCUUGGAAGGAAGUACAUGGGUAAAGAUGAUGAAUCAAAGAAAACAAUCAAAACAGGUCUUGCAGUUUGUCUCAAUAUAUCUGUAUCAAUUUCAAUUGUUCUCAUCAACAAAUGGCUUUACACGUCAGUUGGAUUCCCAAACAUGACUUUGACACUCAUGCACUUUAUCUCGACAUUUUUCUGUCUCCAUGUGUGCCAACUCCUUGGGGUUUUUAGUGUAAAAAAGGUCCCUUUGAUAUCCAUGAUCCCUUUGGCACUUUGCUUUUGUGGAUUUGUAGUUCUAACUAAUCUUAGCCUAGAAAAUAAUUCUGUGGGUACCUACCAAGUAGCUAAAGUGAUGACCACUCCAUGUGUAUUACUCAUACAGUAUCAUUAUUAUGGAAAAUCAAUCAAUACUGCAACAUUAUUGACAGUGAUACCAAUUAUAAUAGGAGUCAUUUUGAAUUUCAUCUAUGACAUUAAAUUUAACUUAAUUGGCACAGCAUAUGCAGUAAUGGGAGUUGUGGUCACUUCUUUUUAUCAAGUGUUGGUUGGAGAGAAACAGAAAGAGCUGCAACUUAAUUCCAUGCAGCUUUUAUACUACCAGGCACCCAUAUCAGCAAUUAUUCUCUUCUUCCCAGUCCUUGCAUUCGAGCCUGUUCUUCAGCUCGUUUAUCGUUCAUGGACUCUGGCAGCCAUAAUUCCAGUUGUGUGUUCAUGCUUGAUCGCCUUUGCUGUAAAUUUAUCUAUUUACUGGAUCAUCGGCAACACGUCCGCAUUGACUUACAACAUGGCGGGUCAUUUAAAAUUCUGCCUGACUGUGGCGGCUGGCUUCUUCUUGUUCCAGGAUCCCCUGUCUGCCAACCAACUAUUCGGACUCAUACUCACGUUGGCGGGAGUCGUCGCCUACAGCCAUGUGCGGUCGUGAAAGCUCAAUCUCGAAAAAUGUUGACGUUAAAACUUUGGACUAUGCACUAGCUCCGGACGGGGAGCGAGUGACAGUGCACGCACAAAUUCGUUAAUCGACUUACCAAGUGUCUUUUUUAAAUAAGAGACUUAGUUCCUCGCGCCAAAUUGUUUGUACUUUUCCAUUUAAAAAAAAACCAAAUCAUUUGUUAACGCGAUUCCAAAUAUAACAAUAAUGACGACGAUGCUAUAUUUGGAAUUCAAAGUAAUGAAAAUCACCUGUCGAUAUAUAGUUGGCGGGGAAUGCGCACCUGCCAAAGUAAGUGAAUUCCCGAAGCGUGACUUGACAACCGAAACGUUGAUUAUUUAUUUCCCUCCUCCAUGUGCACAGUAUACGACAUUCCUCAGUGACGGGGUGGAUGGAAGCAGAGGGGGAGGGAGUGCGGGAUGGAAUGUUUGGUUCACUCAUCAACACGUCCCACACGCGGGAACGCUAUACAUUUUGCCUUUUUUUUCGCAUUCCCUUUGCAUCGUUAACCGACUCCAAGACAAAACAAAAAAUCUUAAGACAGAAAUCUUAAAAAAUCUUCCUCAAUUUUGAAGUCUUUGACCGGAUGCGUUAUUGUUCAUUGGUAUACAUUAAAAACAUGGCAAUGUAGCAGAUUGCUAGUCUCCCGGAAUUGGAUCGAAUCGGAUGUCAGACCGCCGGAUGUUGAAAGGGAGGCUGACCGAGCCGAACUCCAUCGAAGUGUGACAAGAAGCAGAUGUGCAACUGCUGUUGCCCAGUUUCAUCUUGUUUGACAGUGAAGACAAUAGGGAAGGCGACAAGCUGAAGAAAGAGACCCAAUCUCUUCUUAUCUUUCUCUCUUUUAUUUUUUCUUCUUUGCUCUUUUUCUUUUUUUUUUUUGUGUUUAAGCCCUUCCCCCCUCGACUCCCCGAGAGAGGGCUGGUUAAAAAAGCCACACACACGGUUCGUUCUCUCGAACUGCCCCACUCCGUCUUCAGUCACCGUUUAGUCGCCUCGCCUCUCGACUGCCAACUUUUCUUCCGCUCAUCCCGAUUCAUUCCGUCUCAUUCGACUUCAACGGUGCCUUGUUUCACGCGCAUAUUCAUCCCAGUUCACCACCGGGACCACAGCCAUCCGCCCUCCAGGAUAUAGGAAGCACCGCAACACCUACUAGGGAUAGUCGAACUCACCUUAGCGGACGAUUCGGAACUACUAGAUCAGUAUAAUAAAUCGUAAGAGAAUCUUUGUCGGGCGAGAGACGAGAGAAAAAAACAAAAAAAAACGAGAGAUAAAAAGAAAAAGUGCGGACGAUAAGACAAACAAAACCCUGGACUUGCAUUGAUUGUUUAGACAGCAGUGAGUUUUGUUGUGUGUGUGCGACUGUGCGCCAUUUAGCGCACCGUUUGCGUGACAGCUACUGUCAAAUCUUAAAACCCCCAAAUCUAAACAAAAAGCGAAAUUUGUUUCUAUUACAAUUUCAAAGAAAACUAAAUAAUUGGAAGGAAAUGGGGCACUGGACUACAAGAUUGCCCUUGAUUGGACUCUCUCUCCUUCUUCUCACAGACGUUUACGGUGACUUUGAACAGCCUCUGUCUCAUUGCUGUAAUCUCGGUGUCAAAUGGGGCGUGGAGAACUUGCAAUGCGCCGCCUUCCCCGCACCGGUGGUGGGCAUCCGUAACGAGCAACAAGCUAUCUGCCUUUCAGCCGUUCACAUUUGCUGUCUUCGCAAACACAGGGAGCGACAGUGCGAGCUCGGCAAACAGUCGGCCAGGGCGGAUCGGGAAUGUUCGGUCAACCGAGAUUUGGGCGGCGAAACACAUAAAGAUUGUUGCGAAGGUUGCAAAUUGGGUCUAGUAGCUGGAUCCAUGUCAAUGGGAUGCACUUUUAGAGCUUUCCAGUUCGGUGCUCCUUGGGACGACGCUUACCGCUCCUGUUGUCAACAAACGCUCCCACAGGUUUUCCCGGAUAAUCCUCUCCCUAACCUACGCGUUCCUAGCUCCACUCCCAGAGCUCAAAUCCCACCAUUUCUACCACCACCUCCUACCCCAGCGCUGCCCAGCUAUCCGAUUGAUGAACAGAAUUCUAUUGAACGGAAUCAAAACUCCGCAGAAGACGAUGAAGACCUUUGCGCCCGCUUCCCUGGAGAAUUAUGUGCCCAUGUUUGCGUUCCUACUGGCGGCCCGUCCUAUCGCUGCGAGUGUCGUGAAGGAUUCCAGCUACUAGCCGAUGGCAAAUCUUGUCAGCAAGCCACGCAAUACGAUCGUUGUUCGAGCGAUAACCCUUGUUCGCAAAAGUGUACCGACACAGGAUUAGCAGUUGAAUGCUCCUGCCACUCCGGAUUCCAGCUGGCUUCCGACGAGAAGACCUGUACAGAUGUCGAUGAAUGUUUAAUCGGCGCCGACAAUUGCGACGUACUGUUACAAAUUUGUGUCAAUCAACCCGGGGGUUUCGCUUGCAUCGAACGGAAAGAUAGUCCUGUCAACACUGGAUCCCGACCAGCCCCAGCUUCACCCGAAAGUAGUAGCGAGGGACGAGGCUGCCCGCGAGGUUUCAAGUUUAACCCCGAAUCAAGAGUUUGUGACGAUGUAAACGAGUGCGAGACACAGCCACCAGUUUGCCCGGCUCAAACAUCUUGCCAGAACACGAUCGGUUCUUAUAACUGCGCUCGCAGACCACAGCUCGAAGAAUGUCCACUCGGAUUCCGAUUCAACAACCAAAUCCAAACUUGCAUCGACAUUGACGAAUGCAAAGAAAAUCCUGCAACUUGUCCGAAAACGCGACCCGUUUGCGUAAAUCUCCAAGGAUCUUAUACCUGUCAAGCCCGAAACGAAAGUAGUUUACUUGGUCCAUCUGUCACUUGCCCGGCAGGAUACAAAUUCAACACGGCUCAACAGACGUGCGAAGAUGUGGACGAAUGCGCCGAGCGUCUCGAUACUUGCGUGCACGGAAUGGAAAUGUGCAUCAACGACCUGGGCCGCUAUCAUUGCGAGCCACUCAGCGCCGACGCCGCAUCCACCACGACCGGCCAGCGUCACCACGACGUCGAUGAUCAUCACCAGAUUCCAAACUAUGGCCAAUGCCCAACCGGUUACACCUACGAUGAGGACGAACAAGUCUGCAUCGAUCUGGACGAAUGUCUGAACGGACAGUUGGACGAUCUGAGCUUGUGCGACGAUGACAAGCGUUGCGCAAACACGGAAGGAUCGUACGAAUGUGUCGAGGCCUGCGCGCCGGGAUACCAACCCGACGUCGCCGACGCCAUGGGCCCAUGUGUCGACAUGGACGAGUGCCUCAACAACAAUCACAAUUGCACCUUGGCAGAAAAAUGUGUCAACGUACCCGGAUCGUACCGAUGUGAACAACUGAGACCCGUUUUGCAAACGGUGAGUAUCCCGGCAACGACUACAACCGACUUCAACACGCGUCCGAUUCCCGUUUCACGCGUCACUUCAUCUACUACUACUACUACGACGACGACCACAACAACCACGACGAGACCGACGACAACAACAACUACUCCCACCACCACUACAACUGCUCCUCCAACAACCAGAGCUGCACGCCAACAGCACAACUCAUCCGGUUCAUGCCCGUCAGGAUUCCGCAAAGAGGCGGGCGGUGGUCGCUGCAAAGAUAUAAACGAAUGUGAGGAAGGGACUCACCGUUGUGAACCAUCAAAAUCCGACUGCGUCAACACCGCCGGUUCAUACCGAUGCAAACCGUUGACGCCUUGCCUGUCUGGAUUCCGCCGCAACACAUCAACCGGACGCUGUGAAGAUAUUGACGAAUGCAUUGAAGGAUCGCACAACUGUACGACUCAGACCGAGUUGUGUGUCAAUAAUUACGGUUCGUUCGACUGUCGUCCCUAUCCAUUCUGUCCGGCAGGCCAUCGCUUCAGUGUACAAGAGCGUUUCUGUAAAGAUGUGGACGAGUGCGCCGAAGGGACUCACAACUGCUCUGGGACUUGCGUCAACGCCGUGGGAACGUUCCGCUGCGUGGAUCGGGAGCCCGUCAGCUGCGGACUGGGAUACCGAUACGACACAGAGAAACGAGAGUGUCAAGAUCUUGACGAAUGUCGCGAGGGAACAAAUCCAUGCCGGCCACCGGCAGAACGUUGCGUCAACAUGGUCGGCACUUACAGAUGCGAGCCGAUAAGUCUACCCACGACAACAAGAGCAACAACCAAAGCAACAACAACAACUACGCCACGCCCUACGACGACAACUACAACGCCACGCCCAACUACAACAACCACAACACGCCCGACUACAACUACAACUCGUCCAACAACUACUACAACUCGUCCAACAACUACUACAACUCGCCCAACAACAACCACUACAACUCGACCAACAACAACCACGUCCACAACUACUACCACUACUAGUACAACAUCGGCAACAACCCCAAAACCAAACUUCUCCACAAUUUCCUCUCGUCCUGGUGGUUCCAGCCAGAACGACAGAUGCCAGGCCGGUUUCCGCUACUCACGGCGCACUCGCAGUUGUCAGGAUAUCGACGAGUGUGUCGAAGCCCGAGAUUAUUGCAACAAGGAGACCGAAGUAUGCGUCAACGAGCGAGGAGGUUAUCGUUGCGUGCCUUUCAACGAGCUGCCAGCAACUUCAAGUUCAGUCGCACCCAAUCCUCUGACGACGACGACAUCAGCUCCACUUAGCACGAAUCGGCCACCACCCAGAACGCCCAGUUGCCCGAGAGGCUACAUCUUUAGUGAUGACAGCCGUCGUUGUAUUGAUGUUAACGAAUGCACAAAUGACCCGAAUCCUUGUCGAGGCAACCAACAAUGUGAAAACACAGUGGGCAGCUACGUCUGCCGUUGCGCAGUCGGCUACCGUUUCAACACAGCCACUCAAUUCUGCGAAGAUAUUAACGAAUGCUUGCUGGACUACCACGACUGUUUGAGCUCGCAGAGGUGCGACAACACGAUCGGCAGUUACACCUGCUUCCGUACGGCCAGCUGUGGCACGGGCUACACCUACAACUCCCAAAAGGGCAGAUGUGAAGACGAUGACGAAUGCGAAUCGGGAGCAAACGAUUGCUCCAAUCUCGGCCCGCUCUAUCAGUGCCGCAACACGGAGGGCUCGUUCCGUUGCGAGCGCAAGAAAUGCAACGACCGCACAGACGGGCACACCUUGCUGGACGAGGAGACGGGCCGCUGUGUUCAACCUACACAAUGCGCUGCAGGCUUCGAACCAGCACCCAGAGGCCGAUGCAACGAUAUUGACGAAUGCGCACGCGGAAGUCCCUGUCCCCGUGGCCACCAAUGCACCAACACGAUCGGAUCCUUCACAUGCCUCAACACCCAAAAAUGUGAUCCCGGUUAUGAAAUGAACAGCGCAGGAACACAAUGUCAAGAUGUCGACGAGUGUGCCAAGGCAACUCACGACUGCAAGAGGAAUCAGUUGUGUCAAAAUCGCCCAGGCGGCUAUGUCUGCGUUUGUCAACCAGGCUACACGAUCGGAGCUAACCGGGAGUGCGAGGAUAUUGAUGAAUGUACACGAUUCGCUGGGCAGAUUUGUUCGCCAAAUUCACAAUGCGCCAACACGCCCGGAUCUUACCGAUGCGACUGCAAGGAAGGAUUCCGCUCAGGAUCGGAUCCCCGUUCAUGCGUUGAUAUCGACGAAUGCGCCGAAACGGCCCGCCUAUGCCAACAGAAUUGUGCCAACACUUGGGGCUCCUACCAAUGCAGUUGUCAGUCAGGUUACACCCUGGCUCCCGAUAACAGGUCAUGUCACGAUGUCGACGAGUGCGAAUUGUACAAAGACCGUGGAGGUUUGUGCGUCGGUCUGUGCGUCAACGAGCCUGGCAGUUAUUCGUGUCAAUGUCCCGAUGGAUAUCGUCUGGCUUCCGACAACCGCACUUGCCAAGAUAUCGACGAAUGCGUCAGACCGGGAGUGUGUCGUGCGGAAGAGACUUGUCUCAACACUCGAGGCGGUUAUUAUUGCAACGCCAUCGUCUGCCCGCCCAACUACGUCCGUGACACCGAGCACCGCAACCGCUGCAAAAGAGUCAGUCUGGAGUGCCACAGCUGGGACACGGAAUGCCUGCGCAAGCCCGUCUCCUACUCGUACAACUUUUUGACGUUGCCAUCGAAAAUCCCGAUCCCAGCCCGCACCGGCCACCUGGACCUGUUUAGCAUGCGCGGUCCACUCUGGGCCUCGGCGACCGUUCAAUUCAAUUUGGAACUGAACGACGUCCGGGCUCCGAACGACCUGGUCGAUCGCAAACUCAAAGUCGACCGCAACGUCUUCAGUUUACGUCGGUCGACAUCGUCGCCCAAUCAGGCCAUCCUGGCCCUGACAAAGUCCAUCGUCGGACCACAAGAGAUUGAGCUCUUCCUCAACAUGGACAUGUACCAAAACGGCGUCUUCAGUGGCGUCGCCGUCGUCAAAAUUUUCAUCUACGUCACGCAAUACGAUUUCUAAAAAACAAGGGGCGCGGCCCGAUGAUGGUUACUUUCUUCAAUUAAGUUAAUCCCCAUGUAGAUUGUAUCCAAAGAAUCAUUUGUUAGCUCUUCUCUUUUGAUUGUACUACUACUGGUAUGACCGACAUACGAUUUCUAUUCAAACAAAAUAAGGCCAUCGAAGAGAAAGUAAAAUAAUAAUAAUAAUAAAAGAGGAUAUCGUUUUGUUUUUGAGUAUUCUUUCCUGAAAUUGCCGCUUCACACACAAAUCGCAGCUUUGAAGUUUUUGACGACGAUCUGUCUGAUCGAUUCUUUAUUUCCCUUUUCUAUAGGCAAGAUUAUACCUUUUCUACUUUACAUUUUCCCGUUGCACGACUCCCUCCCAGCCAAAUGUGUUUUUUUUUGUUUUAAGGAAUAAAAUGUUGCCAAAGCAUGUGGCGCCGUGCACCAAAAA
Daphnia pulex (common water flea) is the source of this 8116-nucleotide messenger RNA. Its product is annotated as fibulin-1-like. The coding region runs from base 2747 to 7684 and encodes 1645 amino acids. The transcript is spliced from 33 exons. The record is from RefSeq and is a predicted model, not a curated record. Gene Ontology annotation, molecular function: calcium ion binding. NCBI's taxonomy places the organism in Eukaryota, Metazoa, Arthropoda, Branchiopoda, Diplostraca, Daphniidae.